Messenger RNA from Podarcis lilfordi (Lilford's wall lizard), 13067 nucleotides. The record is from the annotation of a GenBank genome assembly. Lineage: Eukaryota; Metazoa; Chordata; Lepidosauria; Squamata; Lacertidae.
AUGGUUCUCCACAUAUACGCGGCCGGGAGCCAAAAUAUACCUCUAGACGAGAACAUCCAACCGUUCCAACCAAGAGACUGGGUACUGGCAAAGACUUAUCAGAAGGUACCCCUACAGCCCACCUGGGAAGGACCCUACCAGGUACUUCUAACUACCCCAACCUCUGUUAAGGUAGCAGAGAAGUCGGCCUGGCUACAUCAUACCCGCUGCAAACCAGCUUCUCCACCCAACGCCACCACUGACAAUGCACCAUACUCCACUCCACCACAACCGGCAGACGACGACACCGACUCCGAGGAGAACCAGCAGGCCGGACCAGAUCGGGGCACGAAUCGGGCCCAACAGACCGGACCAGAUCGGGGCAUGAAUCGAGCCCAACAGACCGGACCAGAUCGGGGCACGAAUCGAGCCCAACAGACCGGACCAGAUCGGGGCACGAAGUGGGCCCUACAGACCAGACCUGCCUCAACACCAGCACCGACCCAAUGGACCUCUGAAAUCCUCCCUACAACGGACAACCAGGAGCAACCCCUGAUCCUCCUCCGACUCCGUAAGGCACCGCUUCACGCCGUUUGACAGCUCGCCUUUUGACAGCUCGCCUCUUUGACAGCUCGCCUUUUGACAGCUCGCCUUUUGACAACUUGCCUCUUUGACAGCUCGCCUUUUGACAGCUCGCCUUUUGACAGCUCGCCUUCUGGCAGCUCGCCCUUUGACAUCUUCGCCUCUUGGCAGCUUCCCCGUUUGACAGUUUGCCUUUCACAGCCUGCCGCCUACCGCCACCCUGUUCCCGACCACCAUGCCCUCCACUGGACGUACCCCACCUCCUUCCUCCUCCAUCCUACUCAUGCUCUCCAUUUUUGCCACUACCAUGACCUGCUCAAAGACCAUCAUGACCACGCAUGUUUCAUGCCCAGGAUUACAAAUCGAGUACCAAUAUCUUGAUUUCGGGAUUGUGGACAUUGUAAAAAGAGGAACAUUGGAUCGCUUAGGGAUUUCGACUUCUGCGUACCAGAAACCCGCGUUCUCCUUCGCCACUCCAUACGACCUACCCUCACCACACACCAAACCUGGGAACUGUUCAUCCGUUCGCCAACUUACACACCACUCGGCAAACUCAUACUGAGCCGAGAUGGCCCCUGGAACCGAGCCCGCUGCAUAAAUGGCUCCUACACACUAUUCACUGACAGUGUGCCCCAACAAUCGCUGAAUUGGACACUAUUGGACAAUGGCGGCGGGGAAUCAGUCUACACAGACCGAAACCACCCGACCGACCGUCUGAUCCAUGGAUUUUACUGCCAGAGAGUGGACUCCGUACCUCGCCCCACCACCCUCCAGGGAGUUUGCCUCCGAAGGUACUGCUGCGUCUGGGACAUCGGCCUUGCCUCCACCUGGGAUGGCAGAGCGUACCUUGAGGGCUGGCAUCACUCCACCACCCCACCCGCGGAGUGGGAUACUACUGGGCCCCAAAGAUGUGGAGGUGUGGCUACUAACCUCACCUACCUACUGUUAGGAUAUUUCCGUUCCACCUUAAAAGGGAGCAGGCUUUGUGAGACAGAGUCUGCGUAUUUCCUGUUCACAGGAUGUUUAUGUUUUCUGUUGCUUUCGUUUUUCUCUCUGUGUCGUAGACACUAAAGCAGGCAGUCAUGUUUUUCUGUGUUCUGAUCAACGCUGAAUAAACUUGUAAAUAAUGCUCUCCUGAGUGCAACUUUUGGCUGUGCAUUAUCUGCUGAUAGAGUGUGCAUGAGCUCUGGAAUGUGGCGAGAUAUUUUCUAGAAACUCAUGUCGCUAAUUGUUGAUACUGCGUGCCUACGGGAGGUCGAUGGAUCGUCCGGCAGACGGCUUGGGGCCAUGAUGGACUUUGUCUCCCUGGCAGUAUCCCAACAACAGGUUAUGGGCCCAGAUUCACGGCACUUACAGGAGAGUAAGACUGCGACAGACUGCGUUGAGGUAUGUGGGAAAAGCGAAAGUGAAGCUUUUCUGUUUGCCGUGGCAAGGGCUUCAGAUGUCUGGCUGGCCCUAAUUGGUCUGGGAGCCGAGCCAAAGAGGCCUCAAGAUUAAUGGGAGCCAAGAUAAGAAGUCUCUGAAGUGAAUAAGACUCACGGCUCAAAUAAAAGGCUGGAAUGGAGUUCAUCCAAGCUUCUGAAGCUGCUGAGUGCCCAAAGUUAAAUCGGCACAAUUAUGGGACCUGGGCUGUGUGGUGUGAGAGCUUGCUUCGACAGUUUGGAGUGUGGCAUACUGUGUCUGAAGCCCCUCCAGUUCCUCUGACAGAUACAUGGAAAGCCCAGAAUUUGAGGGCCAUUGACUUAAUAGUAUCGUCCGUCUCUCUGGAGGAAAUUAAAACGCUUGCUGGCAACACCACUGCACGUAAGAUGUGGAAUGCUUUGAAAGUAGCCCAUCUGCCAGUCAUCCCAGCCCAGAGUUUGACUGCAUCGGAGGUCCUGGCUGUUUCCCAGAAUGCGAGUGAAUGCAGGGAUGCCGAGGGCACCGGUUGCAAGCUGCAGGGGGAGCUGACUGUCACGUCAUCCCAGGCAGCAUUCCAGCCUCCAGGGGAGCCAAGGAGUCGGCAGCUGAGAACUCUGUUUCUCGUGAGAACCAAGGUCAUCGCCUUUGCAGAGGCCGGAAGGCCAGAAGUAAACAGAGGCAGAUGCCUGCAGAUGGCCCGAAGCAGAGGGAGGGUGAAGAGCCCACGCCAGUGGAAAACAAGGCUUUGUUUGCUGGCACAGCUUCACCAAAGGCUAAAGGCAAGUCUGAUGGCCAGGAGCAGGGGGGUAAGCUGCAAAAGCCCACGGCGGUGGAAAACAAGGUUUUGCUUGCUGCAAAGGCUGCUCCAAAGGCCAAAGCCAGGUUUGUUGUUGAUUCAGGGAGUACCCGCCAUGUCUCAAAAGACCGCCAUCUCUUUAUCUCCUUCAAACCUCAAGAAGGUGAGAUCCACCUGGCUGACGGAAAGACGUUGCGAAUCGCAGGAGAAGGGACUGUGAAACUGGCAAAUCUGCACACUACCAUCAAAGAUGUACUAUAUGUUCCAGGUGCUGCAGACAAUUUGCUCAGUGUCCCACAGCUCACUGGGCGUGGUUUUGAGAUUUCCUUCAAGAGGAGCGUCUGUGUCAUCAGAAAAGGUAAAGAGGACAUUUUGCAUGCAAAGUUUAUGGAUGGCUUGUUCUGUAUAACUUAUGAUGACAUUGGUGCUGUUGUGUCUAAUGCUGAUUCUUGUUGUGUUGCACAAACUAACAAAGUUCUUCAUGCAGGAUGCAUUCACGAUGCACACUGAAGGUUUUGUCACCUCUCUUGGAAGGCACUGGCCAAGAUGCCAGAGAUGGUUGAGGGUUUGAACAUCAAACCCUGUAAGUUUCACAUGAAAUGUGUAUCUUGUGCAGAGAACAAGGUGAAGGUUGCUCCAAAAGGCAAGGAGUCUAGCAGGCAGGCUUCCAAACCCUACCAGCUAGUGCACGCAGACCUGGUUGGUCCACUUGCGCCCUCUUUGGGUGGAGCAAGGUACUUCAUGGUUCUAAUUGACUCUUUUUCCAGGUACAUUCAUGUGUUUAUGCUCGAGCAGAAAUCGCAAGCGUUUCCUAAGUUCAAGGCAUUCUGUGCUUGGUUGGAGAAUGUUCACGGUAAACGUAUUGGCUGUCUCUUUACUGAUCGAGGCGGGGAGUUCACUUCUCAGCAGUUUGAAGCUUUCCUGACUGAGAAGGGAAUUCAGCAUGACUUGUCAACGCCUAGAUCACCAUGGAUGAAUGGGCUUGCGGAGCGAGCAAAUCAAACGUUGCUGCAAGGAGUGGAAACCUUGUUGCAUGAUGCCAAUCUCCCUGAGAAGUUUUGGGGGGAGGCUCUGUCGAAUUUUGUUUACACUUAUAAUCGCAGAUUGUCAUCACCUAUUGGUUGUAACCCCUAUGAGAAGAUGUUUGGUAAGAAACCCAACAUCAAGCACAUGAGAAUCUUUGGUUCUGACAUGUGGGUACACACCCCACAGAGCAACAAGCUUGGGAAGCGUGGGGCACAUGGUUUGUUCAUGGGGUACGAAAAAGGUGCAUACAGGGUGUGGAUGACUGACUCUAAAUCCAUUAAGUUCACAAAGAGUGUUGAGUACAAUCCUAAGUGGGGGGGAAAUGUGGGAAUUUUCCAGAGUUACCCAGAGGAGGAUGAAGGUGAUGUGAAGAAAGCAGAUAAUGUUGAGGAAGCUGCUGAGGAUGAUGAUGAUGAUCAGAGUUCGGAUUCCAGUUCAGUGGGCGGCGCUGCUGCUGAUGUCAGUGACAGUGAUGACACAGCAGACUACAAGAGCGCGAAGGCCUCAGUCAGACCAUCUGAUGCGUCUGACAAUGAACUGGAAGAACCACUGUUCACCAUUGGUCACUUUUCUCCUAAGAAGGAGGAGAUGAGUCCAGAAGACUUGCGUCUAGUACGCAGAUCUGAAAGAGCCACAAAGGGCAGACCUCCAAAGAGAUUUGCUGAUGAGUUUGCUAAGACAGCAACUGCUGUUCUUAGUAGCUCAGAGAAGGUAUGGGAACCUUCAAGCUUCAAAGAGGUUCAGGAAUUAACCUCUAAAGAUGCUGAGCCUUGGCUUGAUGCCAUGAAGGCUGAAGUUGAUUCCUUGAACAGGAACCAAACUUGGAAACUGGUACCGGUUGUCCCAGGAAUGAGACUGGUUGGCAGCAAAUGGGUCUUCAAGGCCAAGACAGACCAGAAUGGCAAGGUUGUCAGACACAAAGCCAGAUUGGUUGCCAGAGGUUUUUCACAGGUACCAGGACAGGAUUACCACGAGACCUACUCACCCACAGUCAAAUAUGAGAGCAUUCGGCUGAUGCUCAAGAUAGCUGCAGAGGAGAAACUGCAUGUUUCCCAUCAUGACAUUAAUACAGCUUUUUGUACGGGAUUUUGGGGGAGGAGCUGUUUAUGCUUCCACCUGACGGGAUGCAGAUACAGAAGGGAAUGGUCUGUAAACUGCGGAAAUCCUUAUAUGGUCUCAAGCAGAGUGCCAGGUGUUGGAACACAAAACUCACUGAGACAUUGCUUUCUCUAGGUUUUCACCAGGGCAAAGCUGAUCCAUGUGUGUUUGUCAAGGAGGAGGGGCAAAACAAACUGUAUUGUUUAUGUUUUGUUGAUGAUCUUCUGAUGUUUUGGAAGAAUCAGGCUUUGUACCAAAGCACCCUAGCUCAGCUGAAGGAGCACUUUGACAUGAAGGAUCUUGGUGAGGUAUCCAACUAUCUUUCUCUGCAGGUGGAAAGGGACCAAGCAGGUAAUUUUCUGGUACACCAAACACAGAAAAUUGCUGAUGUAUUAACCAGGUUGAAUUUGGUUGAUGCAAACCCAGCAGACACACCGAUGGUGACAGGUUACCAGGUAGACAGUACUGCUGAAGCGUUUUCUGACACCACACUGUACAGAUGCAUUCUAGGCAAGUUGAAUUUCAUUGCUAGAUGCUCAAGACCUGACAUUGCUGUAAGCACUAACCUGCUUAGCAGACAUGCUAACAAUCCUACUGUUCAGGAUUGGAAAGCUCUGAAGCGCAUAGCCCGCUAUUUGAAAGGGACUUUGCACUACAGGCUGAGGUUCACCAGUCAGAAGACUGGAGGUCUUGAAAUCUUUGCAGAUGCAAGUUUUGGAAGUGGCACCACGGAUGGUACAAGCACUUCUGGAGUAUGCUACAUGUACAACCACUGCCUGUUUGACUGGUUGUGCAAAAAGCAGACGACAGUGAGCCUAAGUUCCUGUGAAGCAGAACUCAAUGCUCUGUCAUUUUCACUCAUGGAUUGUGAAUGGUUGAUGCAACUGUUUAAGGACAUCAGAGUUUCUGUGAAAUGUCCUGUACAAGUGUAUCAAGACAAUAGAUCGUGUUUGGCUUUGCUGAACUCAGAGAGUUGCAAGCAAAGAACCAAGUACUUGCAAAUUAAGCUACAUCGUGCAAGAGAGUGUAUUGAGAAAGGACUCAUUCAGGUGUCCUACAUGCCAGGAAAUGAAAUUUCUGCUGAUCUGUUGUCUAAGGUUGUUAACAGAGAACAACUUAAGGUUUACGUACAAAGGUUGCAAUUGGGUUGAACCACAGGUACUACAGGUUACACGGAAAGGGGGAGGAUGUUAGGAUAUUUCCGUUCCACCUUAAAAGGGAGCAGGCUUUGUGAGACAGAGUCUGCAUAUUUCCUGUUCACAGGAUGUUUAUGUUUUCUGUUGCUUUCGUUUUUCUCUCUGUGUCGUAGACACUAAAGCAGGCAGUCAUGUUUUUCUGUGUUCUGAUCAACGCUGAAUAAACUUGUAAAUAAUGCUCUCCUGAGUGCAACUUUUGGCUGUGCAUUAUCUGCUGAUAGAGUGUGCAUGAGCUCUGGAAUGUGGCGAGAUAUUUUCUAGAAACUCAUGUCGCUAAUUGUUGAUACUGCGUGCCUAUGGGAGGUCGAUGGAUCGUCCGGCAGACGGCUUGGGGCCAUGAUGGACUUUGUCUCCCUGGCAGUAUCCCAACACCUACAUCGACAGGACCCCCUCCACAAAGGGGGGAACUGUCGAUAUCCGAACCCCCUACCAAUGACGACCUGUUAUCCACCUGGCAAUCCAACACCUACGUGAAGCUGGUCUCCGAAAUUGCAAAGCAAGCUACCACUGACAACUGUUGGAUCUGCGCCAAUGCCCCGGCUCACCUCCGCAGUGGCAUUCCUUUUCUUGGAGUACCCCUCACCUUACAACAACACCUCUCUGCUGAUGUACAGUCCUGGAACCUGACUGCUGUGAACUUAACUCACCAGUACAUCUACCUAACCGGACCUACGAAAAGUGACCUCUGUCGGAAGUUCAGCGGCAAUGACAGGAUGAUUGGAGAAAGCACCUGUAAGUACAUCAUUGACAUCACCCUGACCGGUAAAAUCACUUUGUGGCGACAGGGCACCCCCUCUACCCAUCCAGAUCUGUUGUCUGCUUGGAAGCAAGUGAUGAAUUUGCCUAAUUCUUGGGACCCCCUCCCCCAUUUCCCAGUGCUUUUUCCGUACCUUCCUCACGGGCCGCAUAGACUCCUGUCUACAGGGAUUGUUUUGGGUGUGCGGCCAUCGUGGGCCCACUCCCAAGGCACCUGCUACCUUGGACUAAUCUUGCCUGGGAUCAGGGUCACCCCAGACCUUCCCCCUGGAAGGAGACGCAACAAGAGGGCAAAGGACUUGUCAGAACUUUCCGGGGAAACCUAUGGGUGAGCCCUCUUCCCUGCCUACGGAGCAGGAUCCAACCAUGUAGACAUUCUUAAACUGACGGACAUUCUAUUAACUUUUAUGGAAGAAUCUAACGCGGCAACCCAAUCUAUCCUAACAGAGCUGACAGAGGUCAGACAGAUGGCGAUUCAGAAUCGUCUUGCUUUGGACUAUAUUCUGGCUUCGACUGGAGGCGUAUGUACCCUCGUAGGAACCGAGUGCUUUACGUACGUCUCUGAUCAGACCUUGAACAUUACAGGUCAUCUCAACAAUAUCCACAAACUGACCGACGAAUUUAGAGAUAUCCAACAUGAAGGUCUAUCCGAUGCUCAAUUUUGGAGCUGGCUACCGGGAUCCGGAUGGAUAAAACAACUCUUGGGGAACGGACUCCUGAUUCUGAUCACUGUAGCUAUUUGCAUUGUUUUCUUCUGCUGCGCUAUCCAUUACUUCCCGCUUUGCUGUCAAACGUGCGACUCCUGCGUUCCGCUUCUCCGAUCCCGCACGCCUGCCUCUCACAGGAUGUUCCCACCAGGAACCCCUUCGACUUCCAUCGAGAUGGGACCCCUAGGAGCUCGGCGAAAUCCGGAUUCUGGGUAUGGCAUGUCAGACUUUUACGAGCUUGUGCGGAGAAAAGGAUUGCGCGGUGUCCACCUUCGCAAUCUUAUCUCCGAAGGGGGGAACUGUAGCAGGAGACCCUCCCUUUGUUACACUGUAAUGCACAAGCACCACACAUACACACCCCACCUUCCCCGAGCCUAGGGAUGUCCCUUCUAGAGGGGCAUCCCCUAAAAGCCUUCUGUAAAUAAGGAAGCGCUAGCUUGACAGCUCCACGCUGAACCCCUUUAUUUUCAUAUAUUUUCCCUGAGUAGACCGUACAACUCUACCUCGCCCUAUCCUUAUAAUGGGUCGACCAACUGUCUGAAUUCAGGGUCAAUCGGCUGCCGCUUCAGCCAAUCAGCGUUACCGAACAGCACCCCUUGUGGCGGCCACGCAGGUAUUGCAGGCAGCAGGCGCGCGCUUCUCUAUACUUUGACAGCUCUCAAAUACAAAGUUUCCGAGUUCAAUUGACCGUGACUGAUUUAAUCAAAAUGUUGCAACCCGCUUCCGGGAAAGUGAAAGUGGUUUUGAACUUCUGGGGCAGUUUCUUCAUAAAUUCACUAUAAAUCAGCCGUACAUCGGAUUUUCACCGGAUCACUUUUAUUUUGCUCCAUGUUACAAGGACUAUCAAAGGGGGGUGGAUCAAUGUCAGUCAGCCAUAAUCCUUUGACCGAGGAGGCACGUACUCAACAGCCCUUCCCAGUUGGCAUGGCAACCUUGAUAGUCAUCUUGAUGGGCUCAGACAGAGGACUAUCAGGGACACGAAGGACUGCAUAUGCGAGUGGAUUCAACUCGGACUAUGACAAAGGGACAGUGAUCGGAUUCACCUCAGGGGGUAGGAAACUGCGCCCAUCUUUUUGUCUUCUGGAAAUGACUCAUGGGGAGGGGGAGAAGGGGCUCCGGCCAGGUGUCAUGAUACCCAGAUUACCUGUGCAACCCCUCCCCUGACUCCUCUUGUUUUUAAUGUAGUCAUGAUGUAGUUAUGAUGUAUUUCUAGGGGUGUAAUUUAGGGGAUUAGGAGCUAAUAAAAGUUGGGGUCUUCUUUUGUUCUGGGCUUCCAUCUUGCUUCACCUCGUGGGCGGUGGGAGUCCUGUUGGGACAGUCUUUCUUCAAUAAAGACCGAGGCUACAGGCUGCUGAUUUGCUCCAAAUUGCUCUGGUUGGUGUCUUGAUUUCUGCCCAAGGGAGCCCUCAGAUUCUCCGGUAACACCGGUUUGUGAAUGUUCUUUGGAGCCCAAAUGUCCGACGGGGCAGAAAGGAACAAGACAGGGUUGCCCAAUCUCCCCAUUGCUUUUUAUAUCGGUCCUGGAGGUUUUGCUCAAUAUGAUUAGGAAAGACCAAUUGGUUAAAGGUAUACAACUCGGAGCUAAACAGUACAAAUUGAAAGCUUUUGCUGAUGAUUUAGUUUUGACACUACAGGAGCCAGAAUCCAGUACAAAAAGAGUAUUGCAAUUAAUUCAAGAAUUUGGUCAAGUAGCAGGUUUUAAAUUGAACAAGAUGAAAACUAAGGUAUUAGAGAAAAAUCUUACAGAGAUUGAGAAAGAGAGGUUUCAGAAGGAGACAGGAUUAACAUUAGUUAAUAAAGUGAAAUAUUUAGGGGUGCAUAUGACUGCUAAAAAUGUGAAUUUGUUUAAGAUAACUAUGAAAAAUGUUGGGUAGAAGUAAAGAAAGAUUUGGAAAUAUGGUCAAAAUUGAAGUUAUCAUUGUUGGGCCGAAUUGCUGCGAUAAAGAUGAAUGUAUUGCCUAGAAUGUUGUUUUUGUUUCAAACAUUGCAAAUUGUGGACAAAAUGGACUGCUUCAAGAGGUGGCAAAGAGAUAUUUCUAAAUUUAUCUGGCAGGGCAAAAAGCCUAGAAUAAAAUUUAAAAUAUUAACAGAUGCAAAGGAAAGAGGUGGAUUUGCCCUGCCAGAUCUUAAACUUUAUUAUGAAUCAGCCGCAUUUUGCUGACUGAAAGAUUGGCUACUUCUUGAAAAUACGGACAUUUUGGACUUAGAAGGUUUUGAUAAUGUGUUUGGAUGGCAUGCAUAUUUAUGGUAUGACAAGGUUAAAGCGCAUAAGGCCUUUAAGAACCACAUUGUCAGGAAAGCAUUGUUUAAUGUUUGGAUGAGAUAUAAGGAUUUGUUGGAAAGUAAAACACCAAGGUGGCUGUCACCAAUGGAGGCUAAGGCUUUGAAAAAAACUAAUAUGGAGACAAACUGGCCAAAAUACUGUGAAAUUCUAGAACAAGUUGGAGAUAAACUAAAGCUGCAGAGUUUUGAUAAACUAAAAACUAAAGUUCAAGACUGGCUUCAUUAUUAUCAAAUAAGGGAGGCUUUUAACCUAGAUAAAAAGAUUGGUUUCCAGGAGGAAAAAUCCAAACUGGAAACUGAAUUGUUAGAGCCUAAAAUUAAGAAUCUGUCAAGAAUGUAUAACUUGUUGUUGAAAUGGAAUACACAGGAUGAAACGGUUAAAUCUGCUAUGAUUAAAUGGGCACAAGAUUUUGGACAUAAUAUUAUGUUUGCUGACUGGGAACGGUUAUGGACCACAGGUAUGAAAUUUACGGCUUGUAAUGCUUUAAGAGAAAACAUAAUGAAAAUGAUUUAUAGGUGGUACUUAACCCCAGUCAAGCUAGCCAAAAUUUAUCAUACGCCCGACAAUAAGUGUUGGAAAUGUAAAGAAAAUGAAGGUACUUUCUUCCACCUUUGGUGGACGUGCCCAAAGAUCAAGGCCUUCUGGGAAAUGAUAUACAAUGAAUUAAAAAAGGUAUUGAAAUAUACUUUUCUAAAGAAACCAGAGGCCUUCCUCUUGGGUAUGGUCGGCCAAUUGGUGCGAAGGGAAGAUAGAACUUUUUUUAUGUAUGCGACAGCAGCAGCGAGAAUACUUAUUGGGAAAUACUGGAAGACACAAGAAUUGCCUACCCGAGAAGAAUGGCAGAUGAAAGUGAUGGACUAUAUGGAACUGGCUGAGAUGACCGGCAGAAUUCGAGACCAGGGAGAAGGGUCUAUGGAAGAAGACUGGAAAAAAUUUAAAUUAUAUCUUCAAAAAUAUUGCAACAUAAAAGAAUGUUAGAAAGAGGUUGGAAAAAGAUCAUUAGGUCGUUUAGGCUGAGAUGAUAUUAUGGACUAAGUAAAAAUGAAGUGUAGAAACUGAUGGGAUAGAGGAGUACUAAUUAUGCUAUUGAAUGUUAAAAUAAGUAAUGAAAAGAAGGUUAGAAGGAUUUGCUGGAAAUAUGAUUUAAACUAGAAUACAAAGCAGGGAGGUGAGAGGAGGUCACGGAAAUAAGUAAAAGGAAAAAAAGGCUGUAAAGGUUUAACUUGAUUUUUGUCUCAUUUUAUUGUAAUGUAUUUUUAUAUUUUUUGUUGCGUUUUUCUUAUUGUCUUUUUUUUGUUGUAUGUUUAUGAUUUUCUCUUGUUGUUUUUUUUUUUUGUAAUUUGAAAUUUGGAAUAAAUAUAUUAUAAAAAACAAAACAAAUGUCCGACGGGGCUUCCGCAGCUUCCGAAUGUUUUGGAAGUCAAACGGACUUCUGAGGUACCACUGUAUAUCUUCUCGGAGCAGGGGCAAUCCCAUUGCCGCCUUCAGUUCUGGUAAAGCUAAGAAUUGCUUGUGCAGAUCUUGAUGCCUUCAAGGCCGAGGCUGUCAUCUGAUGAGACCCAGUACUCCUAUCAGAGAAGCAAAUCCUCAAAUACAGUCAUUCCUCUUGUUCCGCUCGGUUCAAGUUAUGUCUUUUCAGGUUGCGUCCCGCAGCGACCCGGAAGUAACGUGUAAUGGUUCUAGGGGUUGCUCGUGCGUAAUUCGGCGCCACACCUGGCUGGGUUGCCUGAGUGAACCUUUUCUGUCUGGACAGCCACUCGCCCGUGGCUGUCUCAAUCGCUGGCAGAAUCCGUCAUUGGGCGUUUCUUGAACUUCUUCCAGCAAAGAAGUUCUUUGACGCCUAGUCUCCGCCUACUCUCACUGCGCGGAAGCCUUCUGCGCAGGGAGGGUGUGGGCAGCGGAGGACCCGUGCUCUCCCCACUGGUCCCCGGCGAGGAGUCAUGGAGCCACCUCGUCGAUUCCCCCAUCUGCCCCCCUUCUCCACUGGUGCUACGCUGAUUUCCUUCCCCAGAAGAUGUGCUGCUUCUCUCCCUCCCGGGACGCUCUCUGGAAUCCCUCUGGAGCCCUCCCUCUCCCCCUGGCUCCGAUGGCAGUUCCGUGACAUAACGGAACGGGUUACUUCCAGGUUUCACUGCUCGCGCAUGUGCAGACGCUCAGAAUGAUGUGCAGACGCUCAGAAUGUUUGUGCUAACAACACCGUAUCAUUGGCAUGUAGCAAAAUGGAUACAUUAUGGGAUAAAAAUGAAACAGGGAAAUAUCUGGCCAUUUGGGUUCCUUUAUUACAUCAUUUACAUAAAUGUUAAAAAGCAGAAUUUUAGAAAGUAUUUCAAAGUGUUUAAAAUGAUUUAGGAAUUACAAGGUUAACUUUUUUAAAAAGAUAUUAAAUAAGUUUUAAAAGCCUGUAUGUGUAACUGCUGAUGAUGUUGGGGGGUGGCAGCAGCUGUGGUUGUAAGACUCCCUUAAAACUGAUUUACAGUGCUGGCUCUUGGGGAUUGAAAGGGCACAUAAAAAGGCCUUGCCCCAAAUUAAAGAAAAACCAACAAACAACCCCAGUCAAACAAUUAAAAAAAACCAGCUUGUGGAGCUCAGAUGAACAAGUCCCACUUUGGUGCAACUUGACCGGAAUGACAUGCACAGAUGCUCCCUUCUUUUUCUCAGUGAUAGCAGCUCUUUUGGCUGAGGUGUGGCAAGGAGCUGAAACAGUAUUUAAGGAAGCUGAAGCAUUCCGUGUGAAGCUCCAGGAGCUUGAAGAGAAACUCCAGGCGUUGCCAGCAACACUCCAGGAGCCGCAAGCCAGAGGUAUUUUUGAGAAUCCUGUCUUCACAUGGCCCUCCCUCCCAAUGAUGUUGGGUUUCAAGUCCCAUCAUCCAUGAUGAGCACUGGCCAUGUUGGCUGGGGCUUAGGGAGUCCCACCACAGUCUGGAGCCCAGUUCAGUGCGCCUUUGUGGGCAGCUGGUAGCCAUGCCAGGGUCGCCUUCGCUGCGUGGAAGGGGUGGCCUCCCCCCCCACCCCCACCCCAUGCGCAGGAGACCAGAGGCCAGUAGCAGACUGCGCAUGUGCCUCUGAAGGGCACAAAGGUUUGCUGCCUCCUUGUGUGCCCAUGUUCUUGCCAAAAAGAAUAAAAAUACAGCAUAUGGUUGCACAUACCAGGCACCAAUGUUAAUGGUGGUUCUUUGGCUUUUCCUUCAGGUGAGGAACACGAGGAGGAGGAGCAGCAGCAGGAGGAGGAGAAGGAAAAAUAA